Molecule: messenger RNA, 513 nt
Organism: Homarus americanus (American lobster)
Lineage: Eukaryota; Metazoa; Arthropoda; Malacostraca; Decapoda; Nephropidae
Product: variant-silencing SET domain-containing protein-like
Exons: 1
Coding region: 1-513 (170 amino acids)
Source: RefSeq, a predicted model, not a curated record
AUGGACGACUCUGAUUCUGCCACCGACGACGAUGAUUACAACAACUACGACGAGGAUGAUCCCGAUGGUUACGAAGAUGGUUACGAAGAUGACAGCGACAAUAACAGCGAUUACAACAGUAAUUAUGACAGCGACAACGACAGCAAUUAUGAAACUGGCGACAACAACAGCAACGAUGACAACAGCAGCAAUUAUGAAACAGAUGACAACGGCAAUGAUGAUGAUAUUGACAGCAAUUAUGAAACAGAUGACAACGACAACGAGAAUGAUAUUGACAGCAAUUAUGAAACUGAUGCUGAUGCUGAUGCUGUCACUUAUAAUGAUAUUGAUAUCGACGACGACAAAAUAUAUGAACUAUAUAAAUCAUUAUAUUAUAUGUAUAUCUUUGUAGUCCAGUAUCUGAACAAAAAUAUAAAUUGUUUUAUAGAAAAUAAACUUGAAUUUAAAAUACAAAUGGCUGUAAUAAAUAAUGAGCUUCAACGCAUUAGUAACAUAUUAAAUAGUUUUCUAUAG